Lodderomyces parapsilosis is the source of this 399-nucleotide messenger RNA. RefSeq lists its product as uncharacterized. The transcript has 2 exons. Gene Ontology annotation, biological process: DNA repair. NCBI's taxonomy places the organism in Eukaryota, Fungi, Ascomycota, Pichiomycetes, Serinales, Debaryomycetaceae. Gene Ontology annotation, molecular function: catalytic activity. Bases 1 to 399 code for a protein of 132 amino acids. The record is from RefSeq and is a predicted model, not a curated record.
AUGGUUAGGCUUACUGAUGAAAGCCGAGCAUUCCACUACGGUGUAUACUCCAUAGUGUACCAAAUUCCACCAGGAAAAAUUACAACAUACGGACACAUCGCGUAUCUAUUAGACAAACCAGGCAAUGCAAGACAAGUUGGUUCCUCUUUAAAGCAUUGUACUAUGAUAAUUCAGGAUUUGAAUCGAGGAUUUGAUCCCAGUGAAGAAGAAUAUCUCAAUAUCGAUUCGCUUCCGUGGUGGAGAGUGCUUCUGAGUUCUGGCAAGAUUUCCCCUCGUGAAAACUCACAAGGUCAAUAUCUUCAAGCAGAUAGAUUACGAGAGGAGCAGAUACCAGUUUCGCAAGCACACUUGGUUGACUUGGAAGAGUAUGGUUGGUUUCCAGAAGAUGUUAAUCUAUGA